Aspergillus wentii DTO 134E9 is the source of this 585-nucleotide messenger RNA. RefSeq names its product DNL-type zinc finger protein. The record is from RefSeq and is a predicted model, not a curated record. The transcript has a single exon. Gene Ontology annotation, molecular function: zinc ion binding; protein-folding chaperone binding. Gene Ontology annotation, biological process: protein import into mitochondrial matrix; protein stabilization; protein folding. Gene Ontology annotation, cellular component: mitochondrion. Lineage: Eukaryota; Fungi; Ascomycota; Eurotiomycetes; Eurotiales; Aspergillaceae. The coding region runs from base 1 to 585 and encodes 194 amino acids.
AUGCGUCCUUCUACCGCAUUUUCACAAGGUCUCCGUGCCUGCAACAGCCUUCUUCCCCGAGCAGUUCCUCGCACGGCAUCUCGUCCAUUCUCUCAGCUCGUCAACCGUUCUCCUCUUCCCUCAACACAUAUCUCGAGACCUCAAAGACUACCUAUUCUACACCACGCAAUCAUCAGAAAUAACUCGAGCUCACCCCUCACCGAUAGACCCGACCAGGCCUCGACCGAUGCACAAAACGAAGAACAAAACAGAUUGCGCCGCGAACAAGAACCUGCAUACCAAAUCACAUUUACCUGCAAGCCAUGUGGCAACCGUUCGUCUCACAGGAUGUCCAAGCACGGUUAUCACCGUGGAACGGUGUUGAUUCGCUGCCCCUCGUGCGAUAACCGUCAUGUUAUCAGCGACCACUUGAACAUCUUUUUCGACAAAAAGAGCACCCUUGAAGACAUUCUGGCAAAGGAGGGCCAGAAGUUGACUCGGGGCUAUUUGAAUGGGGACAUGGAGUUCUGGGAUGAUGGAAGUGUGACUCCCAAAGAGAAGGCAGAGGAGCAGAAGCCGGACGAAGGCAAAGGACAAUUGCCAUAA